This is a messenger RNA of Neoarius graeffei (lesser salmon catfish), 6290 nucleotides long. RefSeq names its product histone-lysine N-methyltransferase PRDM9-like. NCBI's taxonomy places the organism in Eukaryota, Metazoa, Chordata, Actinopteri, Siluriformes, Ariidae. Gene Ontology annotation, biological process: regulation of transcription by RNA polymerase II. Gene Ontology annotation, molecular function: histone methyltransferase activity; DNA-binding transcription factor activity, RNA polymerase II-specific; RNA polymerase II transcription regulatory region sequence-specific DNA binding. The transcript has 18 exons. The coding region runs from base 361 to 3630 and encodes 1089 amino acids. The record is from RefSeq and is a predicted model, not a curated record. Gene Ontology annotation, cellular component: nucleus.
CAUUGGAGAAGAACAAGACGCUGCUCGUCUGAGCCGCUUUAGCCCCUCGAGUUAUAAAAAUAAAAACGCGUUAUUGUGUCUGGCUCUGAGGAUUUAAAACCCUGAGGUUUUCUUUGAUUGAUUGAAGGUUUUGAUCAUCAUCUUCGAGAUUCAUUGCCCUCAACUCCUCACCCUCAGGACUCCUGGAGCAGUUUGUUUACACACACACUAUCACCACAUCAUCCUUUCUUCCACUCUCAAUAUUAUAUUAGGUUAUUUUAGAUUAGAUUAAUUUACAUUAAGUAGUUAGGUUAAGGUUUAGGUUACUUAACCUAUUAUCUUUGGAAGAAGUUUUUUUUUUUUUGUCUUCUGUCCAGCAGGAUGCCGAGGAAGGGAAGGAGGUCCGAGGCAGCGAGGCGCCGAUGGAGGAAGCGCAACCUGGAGGAGCCAACUCCAGUCACUUCCCCCCCGAAGACGGUCCAGACGGUGUCCACCCCACUGGACGCAGGGUCCAGGACCAGGGAGACCCACCCCCCCUGCUCUCGAGCUCCAGUCAGCAACCUGGUUGGAUCUUCACCCCCAGCCCAGCCUUUCGGGAGCCUGGGUGAUGUGUGUCCCGAAGUUCGUGCACGCCGCGGUACCGAGUUCCGCCAUCGGGUGCGGAGGUGGCCAAUUUCGAAGCUCACUGGACGGAGCCACAAGUUGGUCAUCCCACCGGAGUCUCCUGACAAGAAGUUCAUUCUGAUUGUCGGGGACUCCCACCUCCGGUCCAUCGCAGAUGGUUUCACCGUGAUGCCAGAAGGAAAGUUUUCUUUUGGUGUCCUGUCGACCCAUGGGGCCCACGCCGCUCAGCUGCGGACUGAGGUCCUACAUGCUAAUGUUCCUCGGUCCCCUGACGCUGUUUGUGUUCUUGCCCCUAGCAACAACCUGACCGCGAGCAGGACCAUCGACGAGGCGGCCGUCGAUUACGCAAGUUUCCUCACUGCUGUGAGGAGCCGCUGGCCGGAGGUCUUUGUGCUGGAUUCCCCCCCCCGUCUGCAGGAGGAUGAGACAUACCAAGUUCUCCUUCGUCAAGAGUACCACCGCGUGGCGGCUCGUAUGGGUGUGAGGUACUUCUCUGUGGCGGAGCACUUCCCCCUUACGCGCUUGGAUCUGUGGAGCAGAGACGGCAUUCACCUGAGCGAUCGUGAGGGGAUGGGCAUCCUUACCCAGCUGCUGUGGACCGCCACGGAGCAGUUCCUGGAGACACCACCACCUCCCCCGGUUUCUCCUAAGCUGGUUGUGAAGAGAGAGGUACGUGCUCCUCUGUCUCCUGACCCCUUCCAGUGGAAGGUCGUUGGUCAGAGCAGCAAGUUGCAGGUUCCUGGUCAGACCAGCUUGGCUCAGCAGCAGGAGGAGUCCUUCCUCCCACUGAACCCAAUGUGGUUCAGUAGCAUGAUCCUUCGUGCUAUGGAGGAGGUGUCUCCUUCUCAGCUGUCUGGUGUGGAGGACUGUAAGUCUCCUCCAGCACGCAAGAAGGUGGCCUCCCCAGCGGCAGCCAGGCGUCGUAGGACCGCGGAGAGAUGCCCCCCCCACCGCCAGUCUCCUGUGAACAACCUGGUUGGAGCCCCUCCAGCCAGGCUGUCACAGAGACUGCAAGACGACGCCCCCUCCAGCCCGGUUCCACGGUCCAGGACCACGGAUGGACCAGCCCCCCGCACCCAAACUUCAGUGACCAACCUGUGUGAGGACAUGAAAACAGAGACAUCCAUGGAUGGAGAGACUUCAGAAGCCUGUGUGAAGAAAGAGGAGACGCUGGAGCUGAAUAUCUACAGCUAUGGAGCCUAUCUCGACAACCCACCUGAAGGUCUCUCUGUUAAAGUGGAAGAUCCUGACGAUAAAGACUAUCUCUACUGUGAAGUUUGCAAAUCCUUCUUCCUCAACAAAUGCGAGGUUCAUGGACCACCCCUCUUCAUCCCCGAUACUCCUGUUCCCAUGGGAGUCCCUGACCGAGCCAGACAAACACUUCCUCCUGGGCUAGAAAUCCAGAAGUCCAGUAUUCCUGAUGCAGGCCUGGGAGUGUUUAAUAAGGGGGAGACUGUUCCAGUAGGUGCACACUUCGGCCCCUGCCAGGGAGAGCUGGUGAACAGAGAGGAAGCCAAGAACAGUGGAGACUCCUCGGUUGUAUACAGGAGCAUGCAGUGUGAAGAAUACAUCAAUGCCAAAAGAGAGAUGCAUGUGAAUUGGAUGAGGUAUGUGAAUUGUGCCCGUAAUGAAGAAGAACAAAAUCUUGUGGCAUUUGAGUAUCAAGGGGGAAUUCUGUAUCGUUGCUGUCGAUCCAUUAACCCAGGACAGGAGCUCUUGGUGUGGUAUGAAGAGGAAUACACCAGAGAACUCAGUCCUGCACCUACAGGAACAACCAGACAGCAAGAAGUAAAGAACGCUCUGCUGCAAGUCUUUUCAUGCUCCACAUGCCCUCGUUCCGAUGCAUCUCCAAUUUACCUCGACAAGCACAUCCAGAGAUGCCACUAUGAAGAGUACGUGAGACUGCGAGAAUCAGGAGAGAUUAAAUAUAAGCUUCAGAUCCCCUCCAAAUGCUCCAGGCGUCAACCAACAUCAACUGAUGAUAUCCAUUCUGAUACUUCUCAUAAUGAUAUACAGAAGGAAAUUCACCACUGCUCAGAUUGUGGAAAGAGUUUUAGUUAUCAGAAUGCACUCAAGACACACCAGUGCAUUCACACAGGAGGAGAUCCACAUCACUGCUCACAGCGUGGUAGGAAUCUUACUUACCAGAGUGCUCUCAAAACACAACAGCGCGUUCACACAGGAGAGAAGCCGUAUCACUGCUCACAGUGUGGGAAGAGUUUUACUCGUCAGAGUGCUCUCCAACGACACCAGCGCAUUCACACAGGAGAGAAGCCGUAUCACUGCUCACAGUGUGGGAAUAGUUUUACUGAACAGAGUAAUCUCCGACAACACCAGCGCAUUCACACAGGAGAGAAGCCGUAUCACUGCUCACAGUGUGGGAAGAGUUUUACUCGUCAGAGUCAUCUCCAACAACACCAGCACAUUCACACAGGAGAGAAGCCGUAUCACUGCUCACAGUGUGGGAAGUGUUUUACUCAGCAGAGUAAUCUCCAAACACACCAGCGCCUUCACACAGGAGAGAAGCCGUGUCACUGCUCACAGUGUGGGAAGAGUUUUACUUGUCAGAGUCAUCUCCAACGACACCAGCACAUUCACACAGGAGAGAAGCCGUAUCAGUGCUCACAGUGUGGGAAGAGUUUUACUUGUCAGAGUAAUCUCCAACGACACCAGCGCAUUCACACAGGAGAGAAGCCGUAUCACUGCUCACAGUGUGGGAAGAGUUUUACUCAACAGAGUGAUCUCCGACUACACCAGCGCAUUCACACAGGAGAGAAGCUGUAUCACUGCUCACAGUGUGGGAAGAGUUUUACUCGUCAGAGUCAUCUCCAACUACACCAGCGCAUUCACACAGGAGAGAAGCCGUAUCACUGCUCACAGUGUGGGAAGAGUUUUACUCAUCUGCGGACUCUCCAACGACACCAACGCAUUCACACAGGAGAGAAGCCGUAUCACUGCUCACAGUGUGGGAAGAGUUUUACUCGUCAGAGUCAUCUCCAACAACACCAGCACAUUCACACAGGAUAGAAGCCGUUUCACUGCUCACAGUGUGGGAAGAUGUUUGCUUGUUUAGUUACAUUUAAGACCUUCAAGUGCACUAACUCAGAGACACUGCAUGAUUUAAAGUUGUCAAAUUAAAUAUGGUUAUUACAGUUUUGACUGAAAAUGACCUGUACUUUGAACUUUAUUGUUCAUGUUACACUGGUCAACAAUUUUUCAGGAGUUGUCUGCUUCAGAGAUGAAGUUGGCUAUUAUGAAAUUGUGUGUGUUGAAUUAGAAGUGACAGUUAAUCAGCUGAUUGGCUAUGGCUUCCAAGAUAUUUAAGAUUUUAAAUUUUAUACUUAUGUACAUUGUGUAGAUCGUAAUGUUUUAAAUAUAAAUUGUAAAACUAGGUCUCGUGUUUAUGGUCGGUUUACAUGAUAUUUCACCUGUUCUCGUUAUGUAACACUAGAAAAUCAGCAAAAAGUUUAUAUAAAUAAAAUGUAUUAUGAACCAAAUUGCAAAAACCAAAUUAUGUGUAAGUACUGAAUAGGUUUAGUCCUUAUUCUGUGUGUAUGCAGUGGUUAUUUAUUUAUUUAUUUAUUUAUUUAUUGGCAACUUGUCUCUUGUGUUCAUGAAACGGAGCAUCUCUUGUCAAGCAAAGACUUGAUCUCGAGUGCAUAGCACCGUAUGAAUUUUUUUGUUUUUUUGAGCUGAUAUAAGACCAGUUUGUUCAGCAGAGUGAUGUCAGUUGACUUAUGAAUGCAUCAUCAGUGACUUCUAGGAAUAACCUAAUGUCAUGUAUGAUGCAAUACCGGCUUCAGAUUGCAUCAUUCAUUGUUUUGCCAAAAAAGUAAGUACUAUCCAAACCCACUCAUAGAUUUAUUCAUAGAGCCAAUCUUGAAAACGAGCCAAUGAACAAUUUUAAGUUUCAUUUUCGUUCUCAGCGAUCCAGAACUCGUAAAGUUUGACUAUAUUUAUUUCAGAAGCAUUUUGGCUGUAGACCAGUGUUCUAUGACUGUUUUAAAAUAUGUAACCUUAUAGUGAUGUUUAAAAUGAGACUGUUAAUGUUUUCUUUUGCUCUUUAGUCAUUAAUUACCACCAUACAAAUAAUGAUUUAACUGCAACACUUAUCAGUGUAGUACUGCAGCAUGAGACUAAUUGUUCAUGUAAUUAUUACUGAUCAGGAUUUUAAUGUUUAAUGGAAAUGUCGAUCAAACCAAAUGAGUACGGAGCACUUAAAUGAAGCUCGUCGAAAGCCUCGGUCACAACCGGCCGUACGUGCUCCUACGGCCGGUCUACGUGCAAAAAACGCAAAGAAACGCACGGAGGGCGCGCGUGUGACGUGCUGAUUUUCGAGCCGUAGACUGGCCGCAGACCGGCCGCAGAGGUUCUUUGUCAUGUCAAACAAACUCUACGGGCGCUUACGUUUUUUUCAGGUUGCAAGACAAACGUACGGCCGACGUGCGUCUUUCGUACGAUUUGCUGGUGUCAGGUUUGGGCAAAAUGUCAGUUUUUUUCAUAUGUCGCACUUGCGGACUCCGUAUGUGUGUCGUGCGCCCCACAUACGUAAUUAGUGCGGCCAACGCACGUUCAGAUAUUUCGUAUGUCAUCCAUGCGUGUCAAGUAAGUCGGCCGUGCAUUGGCUGUACGGCGAGAGGGCGUCAAUCGCAGGAAAACUCGGGUAUAUAUGUCAGCCUCUAGCUGUGUGGGGAUCUUAUUUUUGCUGUGAUGAGUUGCUGUGGUUUUGGUGUGUUCACAUAAUUGGUUGAUUGCUGUGAUUUCACUGUGUGCUGCUAAUUGACUGCUACCUACACUGAUCUUGUAUUUGCAGCUCUCUAAUUGCUUAGAUGGAUCAGCUGUUUGGACAAUUAUUACCUGACCUAUUGUGAAGCACUUGAAAGACGAAGGGGUGGGGUAUAAAAGGGGGACCUUUUCAGUAUUAAGGAGGAGUUCAACAGGGCGUGAAAUCGUUAAGAGGUGCCCAUGGACAGUGUGAGGCCGGUAACGGCCCCCGCCCCGCCGGGGACGCAGACUUCUCGGAGUUGGGUUGUUUGGGAAUGCAGCCCAAAGAGGGGAUCGGACGCCGCAGCAGAUGCGUAGUUACCAGUGGAAGAUCAGCGGGCAGAUUGAAGGAAGGAACAAACAGACGAACGAAGGAAGGAAGGAAUGAACAAGCGAACGAAUAUACAAACAGUUUUUCUCUGCCUGCGCUGUGCUGUUUCCCUGAUUUGCUGCCUUCUUUUGAGGUGCGUUGGCUGCGGACUUAGGAAAUCUUGACCUAGCCAAUGGGAAUCUGGAGUCAACUGUACUUAAUUCAACGCUCGCUAACGACAGGGUAAAGGGACACAAGACUUCUCCUUCCCUGCUGUUUUUGCCUUGUUGUGUACAUCGGCAUUGUUUGAUGCUUUCUCUUUUAUUGCCCGAGGUGUGCGCUGACUUCGGGCGAGCCAUAGACGUUUUUGGGAAUCCCCCGCUGCUACCUGGACGCUGGAGCUGUGACGUCACGCACAGGGCUUCCCCGUGCAUUAGGCUUCCCCACGAUUUCAGCGCUUCUGGGACUGGGAUUCCUCUUUGCGCAGACUGCGCACUGCUGAGACAAGACAAUUUUAUUUUUUUUAUUUUUUUCUUUCUUUGUAGCUUGGUGCUAUUUUUAAACGAUAAUUUAGUUAUCUAUUUACUAAAUAAAGCAUGCAUUUUUUUUUUAA